UCGCAGCCGGGCGUCGUUGUCUGCAAGAAAGGCCCCGAGAGCGAACCUGUAGAGAUUAGUUUGAGCCGUCAAAUUGACGGGAUCUUCACCACGAAGGAGAAGGUGCAGCGGAUGAUGACGGACCAUAUCGAGACGCUGUCCCCUCCUGUCCGCAACACCGAGAAAAUUGCGCAGAUGUACCACAACAUCAGGCCCUACGUUCCUGCUGAAUUUCAGAGCGAUCCCCUCUACGCCAAGCCUAGCGAGCAGGAAGGAGAAGAUGCCAAGUCACGGAAACAAGCACGACGUGAGCAUCGCGCGGCAAUGGCCGUGGCGGCUAAGGCUAACCAAGACCAGCGUGGUAUCACGGAGGCUGUUGCGACGAAAAAGAACCCAGCAAAGAAGAGGGCUACUGCAGCAAAGAAGACGCAAAAGAACAAGAAGCACAAAGCUACUGCGGAUCUGCCUGCUGAGCAAGAAUAG
Molecule: messenger RNA, 462 nt
Organism: Phytophthora sojae
Lineage: Eukaryota; Oomycota; Peronosporomycetes; Peronosporales; Peronosporaceae
Exons: 1
Source: RefSeq, a predicted model, not a curated record